UAAUUAAUCGAAUAAUUUAAUUAUCAAGGGUGGGUAGAAUGAUGAUUGGUAAUUUGGACUGUUCGGAAAAGGCAUAAAAACCACACGACACAAGGUACAUUUCAGUAAGUGAAGCGCUUUGGACACCAUGCAAAUCUCUACGGUUAUUGUACUGAACGUGGUGAGUUUAUUUUUGAACGUUUUGGCUGACGCGGAAACCAUAAAGUACUUUAAGGUAGACCGCAUGAUCAACUGCGAACCUGCCGAUCAGUUUCCUCUGGUAAUGUUACCGGAUUAUGGCGUAACCAACCAACCGAAUGAGAAUUUUUUCAACUGCACACUGCGCAUCAGAGAGCGAAUUGAGGGUCCUUUGAAGUACAAUGCAAGCAUCCAACGGUGUGAGAUGGAUCUUUCAAAGUGUGAAUUUUUCAAUACCAUCGAGACGGAUGAGUUGUGCGAGUACUUUGAGGACGCUGGGUUUAAGGAUCGUUUCCUUAACAGCAUUUCGCAACCCCUAACGUGCCCAACUAGGCCGGGAGAUUAUCAGUUUAUCAACACCAAGUGGGAUCUGUCAGCGAUCGUCAAUCUGCCGGGCAGUGCAUACCGUUGGAAUAUCGUUACCCGCGUGUCGCAAGUGUCAACCGGGCGAAUAAUUUUUUGUACGGAAAUGAUGGCAAGGAUUGUGGUGAUUAGAAAGAAGAGUAACAGGAUUAAACAUUGAGGCGUGUGACCCGGUAAUCAACGACCCAUCUGGAUGGUUCUGCACAGGCGCAGGAUUGUUCCAAAUUGUAUACCAGAUUUAAAAACAAUAACCCAGAAAUAUAUAAGAUUUUCAA
Messenger RNA from Anopheles stephensi (Asian malaria mosquito), 815 nucleotides. RefSeq lists its product as uncharacterized. The record is from RefSeq and is a predicted model, not a curated record. NCBI's taxonomy places the organism in Eukaryota, Metazoa, Arthropoda, Insecta, Diptera, Culicidae. The transcript is spliced from 2 exons. Bases 128 to 700 code for a protein of 190 amino acids.